This is a messenger RNA of Oryza sativa Japonica Group (Japanese rice), 1249 nucleotides long. RefSeq lists its product as uncharacterized. Gene Ontology annotation, biological process: translation. Gene Ontology annotation, molecular function: small ribosomal subunit rRNA binding; structural constituent of ribosome. Gene Ontology annotation, cellular component: mitochondrial small ribosomal subunit; ribosome. The record is from RefSeq and is a predicted model, not a curated record. NCBI's taxonomy places the organism in Eukaryota, Viridiplantae, Streptophyta, Magnoliopsida, Poales, Poaceae.
CCCAAACGCAAAAGAUCCCAAACCCCUAAAUCACCCGCUCCCCAGUCCCCACCUCCUCCUCCUCCUCCUCUCGCUGGUGUCUCGGGUGGCGGCGCGGCGCACCACCUCGCGGCGAGAUGGCGAGCUCGGCGCUGAGGCGAUCCCUCCGACGCCUCCUCCCUUCGAGCCCCCCUCCCCCGUCCCCCGCCUCCGCCGCCGCCGCCGCGACCUUCCGCCGCUCCUUCCUGUCCGGUGGCGGUGACGGGGUGGGAGAGAGCGUGGAAGAAUUUGAGAAGAGGAUGCUGAGUGGCUUGGAUGAUGGGCUUGAGAAUCGCCGUGGAGGAUCUGACUGGGGUUGGAGGGGUGGGUUCCGUAACAGGGGUAACUCUAGCAGCAUCUUGGCUGAAUUGUGCACGGGCUUCGAUUCCUUAGAAGAUGGUUUGGAUGAGAAGUUGGAUGAGGCGUCCCGCACCUUUCAUGUGACGGAGGAGUAUGAGGACGAUGACUAUGAUUACAGGCCAGAUGUGACUUUCAGGCGAGGCUCAACUUAUAAUGUCAAGGAUCUUGACCUUACAAGACCUGCAGCCGCAAAGAACCCUCCUAGGCCACAGUUUCAAACAACUACAGAGGAGGUUUUAAAGAAAGCCGAUUUUAGGAAUGUUAGAUUUCUGGCCAACUUUCUUACAGAAGCUGGCAUUAUAAUCAAGAGGAGUCAGACUCGUAUAAGUGCGAAAGCUCAGCGUAAGGUUGCAAGAGAGAUUAAAACCGCCCGUGCAUUGGGGCUAUUGCCUUUCACAACAAUGGGCCAAAGACCAUUCAUUUAUGGCAGAUCUGUGGAGGUGAAUCUUUCAGAGGAGGAAUAUGGUUACGACUUUGUAGAUCGGAGGGCAGGUGAGCCUGAUGAGAAUGCAGACGACGCUGUGCCUGAUGAGGACGUUGCGCCUGGUGUGGAGAAUGCAUAAGCAUUUUUCAAGGGCUUGCCAUUCUGCAAUGCUCUGCAUUUCUUCUGUUACUCAUUCGACACGGUUCCACAUGCCUUCCUGCCUGAUAGUCAUCUACUCUUGCCCGGAUCAUAGCCCAGGUUCAAUAAAUUGUAGUAUUUCGCAUGUUAUGUACACUAUAAUCUCGGUUUCUGGUUUUGCUUGUUGUGACAUGAUCAGCAAAAUUUUUGGCUUGCUAGUCUCCAGGUUGGAGAUCAUGUGCCCCACCUAACAUUAACAUGAAAAUGAUCCAGACGAGAUCCAGUCCUUAAUUAAUUUUAAGGCAGUCA